GUCUUUUUUUAGUUUAAUUAUGGGUGUGGAUCAAAAUCAAGAAUUUUCUCAACGAUUAAUCUUGAUCUCUUGAUCUUAUAUAAAACAAAGUGGCCGGCCGGGGUUCUUGUAUAUAUAGCUAGCAAGAGAAAUGAAUAUCAGCAGCUCUGAUCUCAUUGAUGCAAAGCUUGAAGAACAUCAAUUGUGUGGAUCCAAACAGUGCCCUGGAUGUGGCCAUAGACUUGAAGAAAAACCGGAUUGGGUUGGUUUACCAGCAGGAGUAAAGUUUGAUCCAACUGAUCAAGAAUUGAUAGAACACCUUGAAGCAAAAGUUGGUGAUAAAAAUUCCAAAUCUCACCCUCUAAUUGAUGAGUUUAUUCCUACUCUUGAAGGUGAAGAUGGGAUUUGUUAUACACAUCCAGAAAAACUCCCUGGAGUUACAAGAGAUGGAUUGAGUAAACACUUUUUCCAUCGGCCUUCCAAAGCUUACACCACCGGUACCAGAAAAAGGCGAAAAAUCCAGACAGAGUGUGACCUACAAGGAGGAGAAACACGUUGGCAUAAGACAGGCAAGACCCGACCGGUUAUGUUGAACGGGAGGCAAAAAGGGUGCAAGAAAAUAUUGGUACUUUAUACUAACUUUGGGAAGAACCGAAAACCUGAAAAGACUAAUUGGGUAAUGCAUCAGUAUCACCUUGGACAACAUGAAGAGGAGAGGGAAGGCGAGCUUGUUGUAUCGAAAAUAUUUUAUCAGACUCAACCAAGACAAUGUAAUUGGACUGAGAGGGCAAUUGCUAACAACAUUGUAUCGAAUAAUAUUCGCAUUGAGGGUGCAAAUAGUACCAAGGAAAUGAACAAUGUUAGCAGAAGGGAAAGUAGAAGUGGAAGUGGGAGUUGUUCUUCUUCAAAAGAAAUCAAUGUUGCUACUCCAAUUGCUCAAAACAAUAUUAGAGAUGAACUUAUUAGCGCGGUUAUGUCAAGUUACAAUCCGAUGGAUCAAAUGCAACAAUUUACAAGUGUUGAUCAAUAUAGCUUCGUUCCCUAUAGAAAAAGCUUUGGCGAGGUUAGAACAACAACAGGAGAGCCUUCAUCUAUCACGUGCGAUGGACGUGAUCACUUGCAAAGGCAAACCCAGCACCCGGAACAAAUGAACUAUGAGGAUGAUCAUCCACAUCAUCAACAACAAUAUCAUCCACAUCAGCAACAGCUCGCGACGUAUGUCAGCCAGCCGUCUCAUGCCAUAUCAACAAUCAUCAGUACUCCUCCUGCGCCAUUGAAUCACACCUCCAUUAAUAUUCUUGAUGAUGAUGGCUCCUUUCAGGUCUCUAGGAUCAUGGAAAAUCUUCAGCAACAACAUCAUAAGAUGGUGGGAAGAUCGGCAUCAGGAUUGGAGGAACUCAUAAAGGGAUGCACUACUACUCCAUCAUCAUCAUCAACUCAUGAUCAUAUUAUCAAACAACAGGAACGUUCGAUUACAAACCCACAAGAAACAGAUUGGUUGAAGUAUUCAGAGUUCUGGCAUGACCCUGAUCACCAUGUCUAGCUAGAUUGAUCGAUGAACCCGAUCCGACAUAUAUAAUAAGCAAGAAGAAUAUAUAUAUAUAGCACCAUGUAUACGUAUAGUACGUAAAUACAUUACUACUUCAUCUUAUAUAUUAUAUUAAUUAUUAUUAUAUAUAGUAAGCUUGAAGGCAAGAAUUAAUGAUCAAGAAAGCUUUUAAUUUUGCAAGACACUACAAGGAGCAAAUUAAAGAA
Messenger RNA from Erigeron canadensis, 1734 nucleotides. Its product is annotated as NAC domain-containing protein 75-like. Gene Ontology annotation, molecular function: DNA-binding transcription factor activity; transcription cis-regulatory region binding. Bases 131 to 1522 code for a protein of 463 amino acids. The transcript has 6 exons. Lineage: Eukaryota; Viridiplantae; Streptophyta; Magnoliopsida; Asterales; Asteraceae. Gene Ontology annotation, cellular component: nucleus. The record is from RefSeq and is a predicted model, not a curated record. Gene Ontology annotation, biological process: regulation of DNA-templated transcription.